Molecule: messenger RNA, 1374 nt
Organism: Teleopsis dalmanni
Lineage: Eukaryota; Metazoa; Arthropoda; Insecta; Diptera; Diopsidae
Product: pickpocket protein 28-like
Exons: 4
Coding region: 1-1374 (457 amino acids)
Biological process (GO): sodium ion transmembrane transport
Cellular component (GO): membrane
Molecular function (GO): ligand-gated sodium channel activity
Source: RefSeq, a predicted model, not a curated record
AUGAGACUAUUUUCUGCUAGUCAUUAUGAGUUCUUACGUUUGCAGGUUUCUCAACCUUGCCAUAAAAUGGUGGUUGGCUGCCGUUUUGCAGGUAGCGAAUUGAACUGCAGUCAAGUUUUUCAUCCAAUUGUCACAGAUGAAGGACUAUGUUGUGUAUUUAAUAUGCUGCACCCAAAAUUCAUGUAUAUCGGAGAAAAUCCUUUUGUAGUGAAAAGAUUUUCUACUGACACGAAUGUUCCAGUUGAUUGGUAUGCAGAACGUGGAUAUCCCAAAGAUUUAUCUAAGGAUUUGAACUUCUUUCCGCGUACUACACCUGGAGUCGGAGAAUCUUUGGGUUUAUCAAUUACACUAGACGUGCAGUAUGAUGAAUAUUAUUGCUCUUCUGGUAAUAGCGUUGGUUUCAAAAUAGCCAUACAUAGUCCGAAUGAAUCACCAAAUGUACUUGAAACAGGUGUACUGGUAGCACCGGGACGUGAAACUAAACUUAGAAUACGCCCAGAAAAAAUUGAGACAGAUCAACAUUUACGUACAGUAAAAAAGAAAUAUCGGCACUGUUUAUUUCACAAUGAAGGACGCUUGAAAUACUUUGCUCACUACACACAACGUAAUUGUGAGAUGGAAUGUAUCGCAGAAAUGGUACUCCAGCAUUGCGGUUGUAUUAGUUUCUAUAUGCCAAAAGUUUAUGAAAAUGUUACUAUUUGUUCAAUUUACAAAAAUUCAUGUGUAGAAAAAGUACGUCUACGCAAAGAUCCUACAAUCGAGUCCUGCAUUGAUAAAUGUUAUCCAAGCUGCUAUGACUUGACAUUUUAUGUUGACGUUUUCACUGCAAUAAUCUCACAUUAUGGUUUUGAAAUUGUAAAUCAAAAAGUAGAGGAUUUUGAUCAUAUAUAUGUGGAAAAGAAUAUCGGUGUAGUCAAUAUGUAUUUUAAAGAGAAUUCCUUUCGAAGUCAUUUACAAACAGAAUUUAUUGGUAUAUCGGAUUUCUUAUCUAAUGUCGGUGGCCUCAUGGGUCUAUUUCUUGGUUUUAGUUUCAUAUCCAUUGCUGAAUUUUUUUACUUCGCUAUAAUGCGUCCAUGUCGUUCGCUUCUAAAACGAAAAAACUCCAAAGGAAUUGCGGUGAAUUCAAUACCUGUUAGUGGUACAAUCAAGAAAUUAUCGAAAUCUCAACGAAAUCAUUUAUCUGAUAUGCGAAAAUAUUCCAAACAGCAUUUUGUUGAUUGUGAAAAAAUUGGUAAACGUAAGAUUUUUGAUAAAUUUAUGGCAUCGCAACGGUGCGAUGAGGAUAACAUUUUUGAAUAUAAAGAUGAUAAUCUCUUAAGUAUUUCAAAGUCGUUGGAGUCCAAGGAACACAAACAAGAAGAUUUCAUUUCAUAA